Triticum turgidum subsp. durum (durum wheat) is the source of this 648-nucleotide messenger RNA. NCBI's taxonomy places the organism in Eukaryota, Viridiplantae, Streptophyta, Magnoliopsida, Poales, Poaceae. The record is from the annotation of a GenBank genome assembly.
AUGGCCUCAGGGUUCAUCCUCCUUGCCCUUUUGGCUUUGUCAGCUUCUAGUGCUCUUGCCUCCGACCCAGGCCAGCUCCAGGAUUUCUGCGUCGCUGACAGGACAUCCCAAGUUUUCGUCAAUGGAUUUGCAUGCAAAGACCCAAAGACUGCCUUGGUAGAAGAUUUCUUUUUCUCUGGCCUUCACAUGGCCGGGAACACGAGCAACAAGCAAGGUUCCGCAGUUACCGCAGUUAAUGUGGCGCAAAUUGUUGGGUUGAACACUUUGGGCAUCUCCCUGGCUCGUGUCGAUUAUGCACCCUAUGGUCAAAACCCACCACAUAUCCACCCCCGUGCAACCGAGAUCCUGACCGUGCUGGAAGGCUCGCUCUAUGUUGGUUUCAUCACCUCGAACCCUGAAAACAAGUUGUUCUCAAAAGUUCUUAACAAAGGGGAUGUGUUUGUGUUUCCACAAGGGAUGAUUCACUUUCAGCUCAACUACGGAACCAACAAGGCGAUAGCCAUUGCAGCGCUGAGCAGCAAAAAUCCUGGAGUGAUCACCAUAGCCAGUACAGUGUUUGGAUCGAAUCCAUCCAUCUCAGGUGAUAUACUUGCCAAAGCCUUCCAGGUGGACAAGAAGAUGGUCGACCAUAUUCAAGCUCAGUUCUAG